CUCCGGAGAACGAGUGGAAGUGCUACGAUCGUCAUUGGUGCCCCCAACAACACUCCAAUUGAGCAGGGUGUUGCGGUUCGUGGUGUUAGGGACGCCGAUUUUGCCCAUUCCUUGUUUUGGUCUUUGUUCUUAAGCAUGUUUGAGCAGUAGCUUGCUACACUGUGUACUAUUUGCGGCAUCGGUUUGACAUCUCCGAUCACGCUUGAUUGACCUCAAUUCCUCCAGACUUACUCCCUACCUUUCCCCGCCCAACAUGCUUCAGCCUCGGAUGGCCCUGACGGGCCUUCGGCUUCCUUUCAGAUGUCUGUCUUCGGUUAUCCCAUCCCGAGCUUACUCGACUGUUAUCCGCGAACGAGAGAAUCCGUCCGCCGAUGAGUCUUCGAGUCCGAUGUUUGACCCGAGUAUCGCCUUUGCUCCUCCCCCUACUCGUGAUGAUACGGGUAUCCUCCUACGUUCCUACACGCCUCGCACCCCCGGUAUCAGACAUUUGCGCAGACCGGUCAAUGACCACCUGUGGAAAGGACGCCCGGUCCAAAAGUUGACGUUCCCCAAACGUGGUCAAAGCAAGGGUGGUCGAAACAACACUGGUAGAGUGACCGUCCGGCAUCAUGGUGGUGGUCAUAAGCGCCGUAUACGAAUGGUCGAUUUUGCGCGUGCCGCCCCCGGCCCGCACCUGGUGGAGCGCAUUGAACAUGACCCUGGUCGGAGCGCUCACAUCGCCCUUGUCCGUAGUCAGGAGACUCAGAAGCUGAGUUAUAUCUUGGCCGCGGAGGGCAUGCGCGCUGGUGAUGUUGUUCACAGUUUCAUGUCUGGUAUCCCGGAUGAACUCUGGAAGAGCAUGGGAGGUGCUGUAGACCCUGGUGUUCUUGCUGCCAGAACCGCAUGGAGAGGAAAUUGCUUGCCGUUGAACAUGAUGCCCGUCGGUACUCUUGUUUUCAACGUUGGUCUGCGCCCGGGCGAGGGAGGCCAGCUCUGCCGUAGCGCUGGUACUUUUGCAACGGUCCUCGCCAAGGGUAUCGAUAUCAAGGCCAAGCGUGAACAUAACGACGGCCCCGAUGGGGAGGCCGUGGAGAAGAAGCCUCUGACGCAACGCGAGAAGCAAAGAAAGGACCGCAUUUCCCAACAUGUGACCAUCCGUCUACAGAGUGGUGAAAUCCGAUACAUUCACAAGGACUGCUGCGCAACUGUUGGCGUUGCUAGUAACCCCAACCACCAAUAUCGCCAACUCGGAAAGGCUGGUCGGUCCCGUUGGCUGAACAUUCGGCCCACAGUUCGUGGUCUUGCCAUGAACGCAGCCGAACAUCCUCAUGGUGGUGGUCGAGGCAAGUCGAAGGGUAACGUUGACCCGAAGAGUCCUUGGGGUUUGCCGGCGAAAUCCGGCUACAAGACUCGUCCCAAGUGGAAGAUCAACAAGGCUGUGGUUACCCCAAGAGAGCGCAACCAUGGCAAGCGUCGUCGUGGAUACCACUGAACAAUCGCGAUCAUGUACAUUCUCCCUUGUUCCUUGCUCUUCCUUAUGGCAAUAUUACGGUUUUUCUCAGAAUGAAUCCAUCACCAUUCAGGCUAAGAGCUGGGUGAAGCAGAGCACGGAUACUCCGAAAUCUUUCAUAUCUCCGCAAGGCGCUUUCAAUUUGUGCUUGGCUUCAGAUUGUGGGGGACUCAUCGCCUUUUCAUCUUGUUGUAUUAUACUUAGUUCUGUCUUGGCUACUAUAGAGGGCUCCAGCUGUCUAUACUCCAGCCACUCUGCUUCUCAUCGCGGUACCCUUCAUGUCUCUUUAUGCUCCGGCGUUUCUCUUGUACACUACAUGGGGUUAGAAUACAAUCCUUCUACAUU
This is a messenger RNA of Aspergillus sclerotioniger CBS 115572, 1834 nucleotides long. Its product is annotated as mitochondrial 54S ribosomal protein uL2m. Lineage: Eukaryota; Fungi; Ascomycota; Eurotiomycetes; Eurotiales; Aspergillaceae. The coding region runs from base 254 to 1471 and encodes 405 amino acids. The transcript has 2 exons. The record is from RefSeq and is a predicted model, not a curated record. Gene Ontology annotation, biological process: cytoplasmic translation. Gene Ontology annotation, molecular function: RNA binding; structural constituent of ribosome. Gene Ontology annotation, cellular component: ribosome.